AUGCAGGCCAUUAAAUGCGUAGUCGUCGGUGAUGGUGCCGUCGGAAAGACAUGCCUUUUGAUCAGCUACACCACCAAUGCUUUCCCUGGAGAGUACAUCCCAACAGUUUUUGAUAACUACUCGGCAAACGUCAUGGUCGAUGGCAAGCCCAUCAACCUGGGUCUCUGGGAUACCGCCGGUCAGGAGGAUUACGAUCGUCUGCGCCCUCUGUCGUACCCGCAGACUGACGUCUUCCUAAUGUGCUUCUCCCUUGUAAGCCCUCCCUCGUUCGAGAAUGUGCGGACAAAGUGGCACCCCGAGGUCUCACAUCACGCACCCAACGUGCCCGUCAUCCUGGUCGGAACCAAGCUCGAUCUGCGCGAGGACAAGGAAACCAUUGAGAAGCUGGCGCAAAAGAGGAUGGUGCCCAUUGGCUUCAACCAGGGACAGCAUGCCGCCAAGGAUAUGGGUUUCUCCAAAUAUCUUGAGUGCUCGGCCCUGACGCAGAAGGGUCUGAAGAACGUCUUUGACGAGGCUAUCCGUGCGGUCCUGGCCCCCCCUACUCCAACGAAGAAAAAAAACAAGUGCAUGAUCCUCUAA
Molecule: messenger RNA, 579 nt
Organism: Kickxella alabastrina
Lineage: Eukaryota; Fungi; Kickxellomycota; Kickxellomycetes; Kickxellales; Kickxellaceae
Product: rac protein
Exons: 3
Coding region: 1-579 (192 amino acids)
Biological process (GO): establishment or maintenance of cell polarity; regulation of actin cytoskeleton organization; actin filament organization
Cellular component (GO): cell cortex; cytoskeleton; cytoplasmic vesicle
Molecular function (GO): protein kinase binding; GTPase activity; GTP binding
Source: RefSeq, a predicted model, not a curated record